AUGAUAUUUAUUGCCACGCGGUUUCGUGUGGCCGAGAGUAAAGGGCCAUGGACUCCAGAAGAAGACAUCAUCUUGGUCUCUUACAUUCAAGAACAUGGUCCUGGCAAUUGGAGGGCUGUUCCUACUAACACAGGGUUGAUGAGGUGCAGCAAAAGCUGCAGGCUCCGGUGGACGAAUUAUCUGAGGCCGGGGAUCAAACGCGGCGAUUUCACGGCGGAUGAGGAGAAGAUGAUCAUCCACCUGCAAGCCCUUCUUGGCAACAGAUGGGCUGCCAUAGCUUCAUACCUACCCCAACGCACUGACAACGAUAUCAAGAACUACUGGAACACCCACCUCAAGAAGAAGCUCAAGAAGCUCCAAGCUCACGACCCGGACCACCCCAGCCUGCCCGAUCAGCCCAAGCCCGCAAACUCCAAGGGCCAAUGGGAAAGGCGCCUCCAAACCGACAUCCACUUGGCCAAGAAAGCCCUCUGCGAAGCCCUCUCCCUCGACAAGCCUGGCCCACCGGCAGGCCCGUCCCUCCUCCCGGGCCCAAACUGCCAGCCCGCACAAUCGGCCCAUACGCCCACGUAUGCAUCCAGCACUGAAAACAUAGCCCGCUUGCUCCAAGGCUGGAUGAAGAAGUCGCCUAACUCGUCUUACCAUCAAGAGGUCUCGUCCGAAAGCACUCAGAGCUCGUCGUUAAAUAACAACAACAAUAUUAAUAUCAAUAGUAAUAAUAAUUACGUGGGCUUGAGCUCGAGCCCGAGUGAGGGUGCGAUCAGCACGAAUUUCGCGGGGGGGCUUUCGGAGGCCGCGAAUAAUAAUCUGAUGACGCCGGAUGAGGAGAGCAAGCCGGACAUGGAGAUCACGAAAAUGCCCUUCAGCCUGUUCGAGAAGUGGCUCCUUGACGACGCAUCGGCGCAGGGGCAGGAAGGGUAUUUCAUGGACUUGGCAUUGGGGGAGACUGCUGAUUUGUUCUGA
Striga hermonthica is the source of this 963-nucleotide messenger RNA. The record is from the annotation of a GenBank genome assembly. Lineage: Eukaryota; Viridiplantae; Streptophyta; Magnoliopsida; Lamiales; Orobanchaceae.